AUGAGAAAAGUGAACCGGUUUGUUGACGGACUAAAAAGGGAACUUAGGAGGCUUGUGGGAAUGUCAAAACCUACUACCUUUCAAGAUGCGGUAGAACUGGCCACCCUUGCUGAGAAGGACAGUUAUGUCCCGGAUGCAUCGAAGAAGAGAAAGAUUAACCAGGCUGGCACGGAGAAAUUCAAGAGAACCCAAGUCGUUGGGGGAAAAAGUGGGGCAAUAACUGCUUGCGCCACAUGUGGAAGGAACCACCCAGGUGAAUGCAGGUAUGGCAAGGGAGUUUGCUUUACUUGUGGAAAGCCUUGGCACAUGUCAAGAGAAUGCAAGGCCAGACCUAUCUGCUACUCGUGUGGUGAUCCCGGACAUCGCCAAAGGGAAUGCUCCAAAAAGAACACGGAGCCACCGAGGUUGCUCGGAGGAUCGAGCGGAAAGAAGCCGGAUGCACCAAAAGGGAAGGGUUGA
Messenger RNA from Cynara cardunculus var. scolymus (artichoke), 459 nucleotides. RefSeq names its product DNA-binding protein HEXBP-like. Lineage: Eukaryota; Viridiplantae; Streptophyta; Magnoliopsida; Asterales; Asteraceae. Gene Ontology annotation, molecular function: zinc ion binding; nucleic acid binding. Bases 1 to 459 code for a protein of 152 amino acids. The transcript has a single exon. The record is from RefSeq and is a predicted model, not a curated record.